This is a messenger RNA of Malassezia vespertilionis, 924 nucleotides long. RefSeq names its product Peroxisome chaperone and import receptor (gene PEX19). The transcript is spliced from 2 exons. Lineage: Eukaryota; Fungi; Basidiomycota; Malasseziomycetes; Malasseziales; Malasseziaceae. Bases 1 to 924 code for a protein of 307 amino acids. Gene Ontology annotation, cellular component: peroxisome; peroxisomal membrane. The record is from RefSeq and is a predicted model, not a curated record. Gene Ontology annotation, biological process: protein import into peroxisome membrane.
AUGGCGCCUCCUACAGCAUCUGUGGUGGAUGACUUGGACGACCUCGACGAUGUACUCGAUGACUUCAACCAAAAGCCCGCGUCUUUGCCGGAGCCUGCGGAAGAUGCAGCGCAACACGCCACCGAAGACCCGCUGUCUGACGACUUUGUGCAGGAGCUAACAAACAAUAUGGAGAGCUUUAUGGCACAGCUGGGGAAGAAGGAGGCGGGAAAGGAUUUUCCGUCGGUGCCUCCGCCGGGUGCGAAUGCGACUGGGGCUGAGGACGAGAUGAUGAAGCAGUUUGAGCGCAUGCUUUCCAGCGCAGCGACUCAGGACACCACGCCCGACUCCGCACCCAGCGCCAUUGAGUCUAGCGAUGCAUCGCAGCCCGACUUUCAGGACGCAGUGAAAGCGACGAUGGAAAAACUGCGGGAAUCUAACGACAACGCAAGCAAGCCGUCGAGCGGUGCGGGGAAUCCGCUUGCGGGGCUGGGCUUGGACGGGGACGCGGAUAUUGCCAAGCUCCUCCAAACGUUGGGCGGAGCCGGCGGCGAAGGCGGCGACAUGUCAGAUCUCACAUCGAUGCUCAGCAGCAUGAUGGAGGACUUGAUGAACAAGGACGUGCUCUACGAACCAUUGAAGGAGAUGCACGCCAGGUUCCCCGACUAUUUUGCGUCUGAAAAAGGCAAGGCUCUUGCCGAGGAGGACCGGAAGCGGUUCAAGCAGCAGGAGGAGCUCAUGGGCCGCAUUCUGGCCGCAUUCGACGCGCCGGGCUACAGCGACGCAAACCCAGAGCGCAAACACCAAGUCUCGGAGCUGGUCUCGCAGCUGCAGGACCGCGGCGCGCCUCCGGAGGAGCUGCUUGGCGAUAUGCCCCCCGAGCUUUCCGGGCUGAGCAGCAUGUUGGGUGAUAAUGCGAUGGAGGAGAACUGUGUCGUUAUGUAG